Messenger RNA from Aspergillus ibericus CBS 121593, 1416 nucleotides. Its product is annotated as glutaminyl-peptide cyclotransferase family protein. The coding region runs from base 138 to 1334 and encodes 398 amino acids. Gene Ontology annotation, molecular function: glutaminyl-peptide cyclotransferase activity; zinc ion binding. Lineage: Eukaryota; Fungi; Ascomycota; Eurotiomycetes; Eurotiales; Aspergillaceae. The record is from RefSeq and is a predicted model, not a curated record. The transcript has a single exon.
AAUCACUGUCCCUUGACUCUCCGCUUGACUCCAACUCAUCUUGAUCCUCGAUCCCACAUCCCUUUGGCCUCGAUCGGAGGCAGUUCAGUCGUUUGUCGCCUUUACCAUGAAGGCUUGCUGAUCCAUCCACAUCCGUGAUGUAUUCGGCUUACCGUGGCCUUCUGGCCCCCUUACUCUCCAUCUAUAUCGCCGCUCUCUGCCUGCUCGCUCCGGGAAACGCCUACCAGGCCAUCUCCGAUGCGACCCUCGAAUCCCUUCCUCGUCCGAACGAGGAUUUCGAUAUCCAUAACGGGGCCAUCCUAUCCCCAAUCUUGCGGACCCGCGUUUCUGGAACCCCCGGGUCGACUGCGGUUCUGAAUCACUUCGCCGACUUCUUCCGGACUUCUCUCCCCAACUGGAAGAUCGAAUUCCAAAACUCGACAUCCAAGACCCCUGUGUCUAAUGGGAAAGAGGUUCCCUUUGUCAACUUCAUCGCGUCCCGCGACCCUCCGUGGGCGGCUGCUGGCGAUGUCGGGAGACUGACUCUCGUCGCCCAUUACGACAGCAAAUACGAGCCGGAGGGAUUCAUCGGGGCCAUUGACAGCGCAGCCCCUUGCGCGAUGAUCAUGCACGCUAUGCGAAGCAUCGAUACGGCUUUGACAAAGAAGUGGGAGGACAUGCGGGCACAAGGCCGUACAAACCCCCUGGAUGAGCAGAAGGGCAUCCAAGUCUUCUUUUUGGACGGCGAGGAGGCUUUCAAGACAUGGUCGGACACCGAUUCCCUCUAUGGUGCGCGAUCUCUCGCCGAGCAGUGGGAUUCGGAAGUCAACCCCGCCAUGUCUGCCUACAAGACUCCUCUGUCCUCGAUCUCUCUGUUUGUCCUCCUGGAUUUGUUGGGCUCCAAAAAUCCCACGAUUCAGUCCUUCUUUCCCACAACGCACUGGGCCUACAAGAAAUUGGCAGCACUAGAGCACCGUCUGCGGGGUCUCAAGCAGUUCAAGUCUUCUGGCGAUUCUGGCGAUGCCUCCUCCCGGGCAUGGUUCCCGCACGCGUCGAAAAAUGAGCACGAAAUCCCUCACUUCUCCAGCAUCCAAGAUGAUCAUAUUCCUUUCAUGAAACGCGGGGUGGAGAUCCUCCAUGUCAUCGAUGCGGGUCCCCACGGAUUCCCGGCGGUCUGGCAUCGCAUGGAGGACGACGGCGAACAUUUGGACAUGGACACGGUGGAAGACUGGAGCUUGUUGUUUACUGCGUUCGCUGCGGAGUGGAUGGAGCUGGAAGGGUUCAUGCCUGGGGCUGAAACGACCCCUGGCAAGAACAAGCGCUCUGGCAGCUAUCAGGCGAAGACUGAAUUGUAAGCAUUGUCUAAUCUAUUGAAUUGACGUGGCCUGGGCCAUGGACUAUAUACAUCUAUACUGGAUACUUUAUGUGGGCUGUGCU